AUGGCAUCCCAGAAACAGGAACUGCCAGGCUCCGACUCUCCGACGCUUUUUGAAGAGGGCAGCAACAUUCCGCAGGCCUCGGGUCCGCCUUCUUCAGAUAUUCAUGAUGAUCAGAAACAGGCACCCGUCCCGCCAGAUGGGGGAUUCAAGGCCUGGACGCAGGUUGCCGCCUCCUGGCUGAUCAUGUUCAAUGUUCUUGGCUUGCUCAACACGUAUGGCCAGUUCCAAGCCAUCUACGAGACGGAUAUUCUUCAGCAGGAGACCGCCUCAGCAAUUUCAUGGAUCGGCUCAGCCCAGUUCCUCAUCUGCUAUGUUGUUUGCAUUUUUACUGGUCCGGUUUGGGAUGCAGGGCAUGUUCGCUUCCUGCUCGGCGUGGGCACCAUAAUUAUGGUCUUUGGCUUAAUGAUGCUCAGCCUGUGUCAUGAGUACUACCAGUUCUUUCUGGCACAAACAGUCGUAACAGGAAUUGGCUUCGGAUUUGUCUUCUUGCCAGCUUCAGGAAUUGUGCCGCAGUGGUUUUCUACCCAUGCUGCGUUCGCCAUUGGGGUCUCGACGACCGGAUCAAGUAUUGGUGCUGUCGUAUAUCCCAUAAUGCUUCAACGCCUCAUGCCACAGAUUGGAUUUGCAUGGACGGUACGGAUCAUGGCUUUCAUGGUCCUUGCUUGCAUGCUCUUUGCUAUUGCAGUGAUGCGCGUACGAAUCGAGAAGGGCUCACGGAAGAGAAAAAUCCUGGACCUGAAGCAUUUCAAGGACAUCCUAUAUCUUCUCAGUUGCCUAAGCUUUUUUGUGAGCUUCCUGGGACUCUACGUCUUUUAUUACUACAUCAACCUUUACGCCACGGAAGUCGUUGGUACCAGUCCCAGCCUUGCUUCCUAUCUUCUUGCCAUUCUAAAUGCAGGAUCAUUUUUCGGCCGUCUCAUUCCGAACUACCUCGCCGGGCGCCUUGGGCUGCUGAACGUGCAAAUAAUUCUUGGAAUUAUCUCUGGUGCCUUGGCUUUUGCUCUCAUAGGCAUCAAAAGCACUGCUGGCGUCGUUGCAUUCACAGCCAUCUAUGGCUUCGUGUCUGCCCCUUACGUCUCCCUCCCUAUCCCCAUAGUGACGAGUCUCACGCCCGACAAGAGCAUCUGGGGCACACGGCUAGGUAUGAGUUUUGCUAUCAUCGGCCUCGGUGCGCUCAUUGGUAGCCCUGCGGCAGGUGCUAUCCUCGGGAGCAGCCCGGAAAGGAAUUGGACGGGUCUAAUCGUCUGGUGUGGAACUAUGUUCAUGGUUUCUGCGGCGAUUCUUACUUCUGUGCGCAUCUUGAGGGUGGGCUUGAAGCUUUCGGAUUCCGACUUCGAACCAACUCGAGACAAGCGUUCCAUUGGCAUUGCCGAUCUGGUUGGCGGCACAGACCCCAUCUCUGGGACCGAACCCGACGAUGAACCUGACGACGAGUCUGGAGACAACGAUGGAGACUCGGAUGAUGAGACACAAGCGGGAGAAAAAGAGGAGUUGCAAGAUGACGCUGCGCAGACGAAAGACAUACCGUCCAAGUUCACCGAUGCUUAUGAACGACCCGCAGCGUAUUGGCGGGAUCUUGGAUGCAACCAUGAUGGUGACUGCAAGCAGAAGGACCGUCUCAAGGACCAAGACGCUGGCUGGCUAAGACAGUUGCGGCUGGAUGAUGAGGACUAG
This is a messenger RNA of Truncatella angustata, 1674 nucleotides long. RefSeq names its product major facilitator superfamily domain-containing protein. The record is from RefSeq and is a predicted model, not a curated record. The transcript is spliced from 3 exons. Gene Ontology annotation, biological process: transmembrane transport. Bases 1 to 1674 code for a protein of 557 amino acids. NCBI's taxonomy places the organism in Eukaryota, Fungi, Ascomycota, Sordariomycetes, Amphisphaeriales, Sporocadaceae. Gene Ontology annotation, cellular component: fungal-type vacuole membrane. Gene Ontology annotation, molecular function: transmembrane transporter activity.